AUGAAGCAGUGUUCGGCUGGCUAUCCGAUUCUUGAUCACGCGAACGCGCCUCCCUGGCAAACCUGGGAACCAUGGCCUUCGGCCGUCGCAAAAGAAGCGCUUCCGCUCAUCAUCAGGUUCGUGAAACGCGUCGGGCCCGAUUGGCUUCUUCUGCUCGAUCAGAUCAGUCGCAAAUCCUGCGAUGCAAUCUGCCGGGUAUCGCACUGCAUAAAACUGACAGCUCCCUUCUAUAUCCAGCCGCUCUCCUCACCCGCUGCGCAAUCCGCCCAGUCCGCCGCAAGUCAUGCCUUCCUAAAAUCACAAACCUCCAAUGCGAGUCUAUCCUCCGCGGCGGCCGCGGCGGCCCUCCGCAAUCUUACACCUACCCCGACUCAAAUUGAAAAUGUCCAGACAAAGCGGAUGGUCGAGCGCCGCGCCUCGACCCAGUCUCAGGCCCCGAACGGUCGGCGCUCCGCCAGCGCAAGUGCUACCCUACGCCGCUCAGCCAGCAACAGCUCGAUGACGGCCCGCACUUUUCGCGAUCAGUCCCCAGGUCGCCCUGCGACGAGCUCUGGUCCGGCAUCUCCGCCCAGAAACGUACCCCCAUUGCCGUCACUUCCAUCCCAAUAUACAGCGCGGAAGCAACCAGCUCGCCGUACGUUGAGCAUGGAACCAACCAUGCGAUCACCUCCAGCGUCACCACCACGCUCGGGGGCUCGGGAGCAGGGUAGAGGAUCUCCCAUUCACAUGGCCACGCAUCAGCGUGUGACCAGUCUUGGGAUGCUGCCUGAACUGGAACGAUCGGCGAGUCGCAAUUCGGUGAAUUUCUCAUACCCCACGGGCUCGCGGCCAACUUCGCCCAUUGCAACCGAGAAUACCCCCAUGAGCCUUAAUGGGGCGAUCGAGGAAUCUAUACCAGAGGAGCCUAUUCAGAAGCCUUUGCAAGAAAGAUCUCCGAACAAGUCAAGAGCACGUGCAUCCGAUAGUGUUGAGGGAAGCCCUGUGGCAAACAAGUCAGGCCGGUUGGCUGGCAGCGCAGCGGCCGCAGCUCUUGCGGUGAGUGCGCAGAAGGACAGCGCGAAAGCAAGUCCCGCUCCCGAACAAGUGCGAAAUGCGCCAGCGCCGCCAGUUGAUACUUCCGAUCGUAAUUCCCGCACCACAAAGCCCGCGGCGACCAUCCCGGAACGCGAGCACCCUUCUUCUAGGGCUUUGCCUGAAAGAUGGCCUUCUGCAGUGAAAGAACAAGAAGAGCCCGAGGACUCCGAUCGCAAUGUCGAAGAUAUUCCAACACGGCAAGGCAGAAACCGGAUGCCAGCUGCGUCUCUCACAACCGACCACACACAAGCAGCUGCCGCGCCAGUUCCCCCUUCGCCUUCAUCGGGGCUGCAGCCUGAUCAGCAACCGCAUUUGCGUGAGUCAAGUAGUCCCGGUCGGUCAGCUCGAUUUGCCAAGUUGCUUGAAGUAACUGGCACUGGCGAUCAAGUUCACCAACCUCCCCCAAGAUCGGUUUCUCCUGUCAAAUCAGCACUCAAACACUCCAGAGGGAGCUCGCUGUCUCCUGACAGAAGGCUGUCGGUGGCUGGUCGAGUUCACCCAUCGAGUGAGCUAUCAGAUGGUACUUCGGUUGCCUCUGAUGAGGGAUCACGAAUCGGUGCGAAGAAGAAGUCUGCCAAAGUCAGUUUCGACGACGAGGCGGAGGUUGUUGGUGUGGCCGCUAGUCCUCCUACCUCCCCCGAGGAAUACACGCCUGAGUCACCACCUAACAAUAAAACCAAGUCUCGUAUGAGUUGGCUUGGUGUUGGCAAGGGUAUUGGCAAGAAAAAGUCGCCAACGGACAUUGCGAGCGAUGACGAUUGGGAUACUGUCAUAAAACCGCGGCAGGAGCUUCCCUCGUUCGGGAGCAUUCGAGGAAAUCGCGAUGGUGGUCUGAAACGGUCGCCUAUCCCAGACUUCAGUGACAAUGAGUCUAGCUCCUCAUCCGACUCCGAUGUGGCAUCAAAGCAGGAGACCUCUCUCUCAAAUGACCAUGCCAUUGGAGGAAUACUUCCUCAAAACAAGCAUCAUGGAUACUUCCCGCCUAACGAUGUCACUCGCUUGGAGCAGUUGUCUGUCGUGGGGUCUGCUUCAUCCGCUGCCCCAACUGCCGAUGUGACAAAGGAUACCCAAGCUACUGGUGAAACUGCUGAGCAGCAGCCUCACGGUGGUGUGCACUCAGAUCUGACUGUGCCUGCGAUCGCUGUCGAGCCUGCUACUCCCCCGGCAGAGGAGCCCAAACAGAGCCUUGAGUCAAAAAGAUCCAGCAUGGACCAAUAUCAAAUUCCCGGCGGGUUCCCAGCUUCUGGCUCAGAGCGCAGUUUGAAAUCGGCCGCGAAGAAGACCCAAGUCCAAGCUGUGGCAAGUGCCGCUCCCAAAGCUGACGGCGGGGAUACCGAUGAGGAAUAUAGCGACAGUAUCUACAGUGAUGCCGCUGAAGAUAUUGACAUUGACGGUGAUGGUUAUGGAUCCAUCAAUGCCAUUGUUGAUAGUCGAUCAGCUCCAAGAUCGACACCGGCGCAGCCUCUGGAGACCGUGGUCGAAUCUCGCGAUGCCACUCCAAAGCCAUUGAAUCGUGUAUCGCUUGACGAUGAACGCCCCCAAGAUGCCACCAAACAGGUACCAGACCAUCGCCCCGUCACUCCUACUCAAGAGCCAGGCGAGAGUCAAGUAGAGGAGUCCCCUGCAUCCUCCACGGGCUAUGCCUACGAGCCUGUGGCCCCAUUGCCACAACCCAGGCCUGCCGCCCGUACCUCUCCAAGUCAAAAUAGCACUUCCCAGACACAGUCGAAUGCGCGGGCUCGUCCUAUGUCGGUAGCUGUUGACACGAAUGGUGCAUCUCGGAUGCAAGACCCUAGGUGGUCCAGCAACGAAGCCUCUCCUCAAAGCGCCCAAGGUAAACCGCGCCCACUUUCAGUUGGCCCGGCUUUCCACAAAGUGGGAGGAUUGCCUGGUUUCCCUCAAAGUCUUCGCCGGAAAACCUCAAACGGAAGCGACUCGUCGAGCAGCUUCAAGCGCUCAUCUCCCCGAGGCGACGCGGUUUCGAUGCGACGGACCAUGCGAGCCGGUGCUGGUGCGAACAUUCGAACCCAGCCCCCGAUGGAACGCAACGAGUCUCCACUUGACCAUCGACCUAUGUCAGCUGGCUCUUCCAAUGGCACAAUGCGCAAAACUCUUCGUGGCCCUGCCGGAGGCGAACGAUAUUCGUUCUUCUCCACGAACAAGAAGGCGCCCCCGAGAGCCAAGUUCACAAAGUCACCUCCCAAGGCUGGUCGCGCCACCCGAUUUGCCAAUUCCGAUGAUGAAAAUGAGGACGAGGCUCGUCCCCAGACUUUUGCCAGUCGAUUCGCUGAUUCUAGUGACGAGGAACAGCCCCAUAGCAAUGUUAUGCGUCCAGUCCGUGGCAUUCCCCGCCGCCAAGGUGCUGACGAUGGUGACUCCACGGAGCUAGACGACAGUUCUGAAGAGAGCCCGCGUCAGCAAGCGCGCAGAGGGAUUGCCACGGCAGCAAUCGGCUCUCCACCAAGUUCCCGUGGAAAGAACGCACCCCCAAACAUGUCUGGGAUGGCAGCAGUAGCCAAACAACGAGGCAUGACACAGAGAGACUUGGAGGAGUUCAUCAUGGCGCCUCCUAGCAGUCGGAAACCAGGGCUCUUGACACGCCUCGGGAUAAAGAAAAAUAAAAAUGCUGAUCAUCGGAUUCGCAAAUCCGACGCUGAAAGCCCUUCGCGAAGAGAUACGCCGCUAGAGCGCUCACGCAUGGAACUUGAUCAAGUGCGUGACAGCAUGGCAAAUGGAAACCACACUACAGUCACUGCAGCCGCAAGCCCACCUCCAACACACUCCAAGCUGGUCAAGAGAAACUCUAAGCGCCAGUCAACAGGGCCUGAGUCUUGGCCAUUGAGCUCCGGUGUCAGGGACGAGUCUCUCCAACCAGUUGCAGAACAACAUCUUGACAUUCCUCCCCCACCACAAGCCGCCGUGCAUGCAAUUCCAGCUCACGAUGGGAGUGUCUUUGUUAAUGGGGAUUCUCCUGCUGCAGCUCCCAUUGGAAAGGAGGCCGAUGAGCCCCGCAGCCCAGAUCUAAACAAUGAUAGUGCUUCCGAAAUCACUAACCCCGAGGAUCAGGGAGUUGCAGCGCGUGAUGUUGUGAUCGCUGGCUCUGGACGGAAGAAACGCUUCCCACUCCUUCGCAAAGCCUUUGGUUUGCGCUCUUGA
Messenger RNA from Penicillium salamii, 4230 nucleotides. The record is from the annotation of a GenBank genome assembly. Lineage: Eukaryota; Fungi; Ascomycota; Eurotiomycetes; Eurotiales; Aspergillaceae.